Cooperia oncophora is the source of this 1161-nucleotide messenger RNA. The record is from the annotation of a GenBank genome assembly. Lineage: Eukaryota; Metazoa; Nematoda; Chromadorea; Rhabditida; Trichostrongylidae.
AUGCCCAAGAAACAGGACACCGACAAAGAAGCAGCACAAAAUGCUAACGAAGAACUGCCUACAAACAGCAGUGCGGAAGAGGACACAAUAAAGGUUUUGGUAGAAACGAGCCAGUCAUAUGUGACGGCAUCUAUAUCAUCGUCAUUGCUAUUCCUUGCAAUACCACUGUGGUUACUGAUUAGCCCGACAAUGGCAAGUGGCGUAAUUAGCGUACCACCCAUCAAGGGCUGGUUUGAAUUACGCAUCGAUAAUGAUUGUCAAUCCAUGAAUAACACAACACGCUACAUCAAGUACUUACUACCGAUACCUCCAACUGAAAAAGGAGCCAAUGUGCAAUUACGUACUUCAGCACAAACGAGUACAAGAGCAACACUGGCUGGUGACACACCAAAGUUUUGUGAACAUCAAUAUCUGCUCUCAAAAAGCUUACUGGGAAACCCCCACUGCUGGCCUGCUCGAGCAAUCCCUACUUCAGCAGUGUUAAUUCAUCUCAUAAUAGCAGCAUUCAUGUUUGCUGCAUGGGUUGCCAAAGAUGAAAUCUCACGAGAAAUACUAAGACCAGAAGACAAUGAAACAGAUGCAUCGUCAGCACCAAUUUGUAGUUUCGAACUAACACCACUCCCUAGUGCUGUGGUUGCAUUAUGUGCCCUAGUAUGUUUAGUAUCGCCCACAGGCGCAUGCCAGUACGGCUUCAUUUGUCACUCGGCUGACCUCGUGUGCAAUGAAAACAAUCGAUGUCAUCUAGAAUAUAGCAGAGAGCUUUUAUUCAACAAGCUCCGAUCGGAGUUGUGUAUUGAAAUUCUACAUGCUAAUAAAACCGUUGGAUCAGCCAAGUUGGUCAAAAAAGCUGUCGAAUUUGAGUGCUCUAAAAUAACAGAAUUUUUCACUAGGCCAACGAAAUUAACAAUAUAUCAAUCCAAACGCUGCGCUAAUGCGGGGUCAUGCAUUGAGUACAAAUGCGACAGGCUCAAGCAAAACGAAACGGUUGCACAGUUGAGUCACAGUGCGAAAUAUCCAGGAUACUCCGGCUGUAUGAACAGUUGCGAAGGGAUGUUCUGUAGAUGCUUCCUACCUCUACCUUGCUUCUGGUUCUAUAGAAUCGCCCACAGACCAGUAUCUGACCGAAUGUUCGAAAUAACACAAUGUCCUCAUUGGACCACU